AUGCAUCCCUCAAUUGACUCGUCACCAAAGGCGCUCGCGCCACGACUUCAACCACUUCAAGCCUAUGAUGCGGCGACAGAUGCUCCUCUGACGAAUCGCGAUGCCGCCACGACGUUCAAGCUAGCAGUCAAGGACAACAUCGCGACCCACGGCCUACCGACGACAUGCUCCUCGGCCAUCCUCUCUUCCCACAAGAGUCCCUACGAGGCCACCAUUGUGCGCCAACUCCGAGACCGAGGCGCCCACGUCGUCGGCAAGACAAACAUGGAUGAGUUCGGCAUGGGAUCGCACUCUCUGAACUCGGUCCAUGGGCCGGUGCUGAACCCGCUGUCCGCGACCCCCACCUCGGCUGGUGGAAGCUCCGGAGGAAGCGCCGUCGCCGUCCAGACGGGCGAGGCCGACGUCGCGCUAGGAACAGACACGGGCGGGUCGAUUCGUCUCCCCGCGGCAUACUGCGGCGUUGUGGGAUAUAAGCCUUCCUAUGGCAUGCUCUCUAGGUUCGGCGUAGUGCCGUAUGCCAACUCGCUCGACACCGUUGGCCUGCUCGCGCGGGAGGUGGGCGUCAUUGAGGAUCUGAUGUUCAGCACCGGCCUCGACGGGGAGCACGACGCCCAGGACCCGACGUCCUUAUCGGAGAGUUUCAGAAAGAGGCAGCAAGCACAGGGAGGGACAGACCGUCGCUCGCGCCUCAGGAUCGGCAUCCCCAUCGAGUACAACAUCGAGGAGCUGGACCCGCAGAUCAGAACCGCGUGGUCUGACGCCGCAGACCUCCUCCAGCAAUCCGGCAUCGACGUCGUCCCCGUGUCCCUCCCGUCAACCAAGCACGCGCUCUCAGCGUACUAUGUCAUCGCGCCCGCCGAGGCCUCGUCGAACCUCGCCAAGUUUGACGGCGUCCGGUACGGCACGCGCGGCGACGAGAGCGACGGCGCGGGCGAGGUGCUCUACUCCAAGACGCGCGGCCUCGGCUUCGGCGACGAGGUGAGGCGGCGCAUCCUCCUCGGGUCCUACAGCCUCAGCUCCGAGGCCAUGGACAACUACUUCCUCCAGGCGCAGCGCGUGCGCAGGCUCGUGCAGCGCGACUUCGACCGCGUCUUCCGCCGGCCCAACCCGCUGUACGACGAGCGCCAGUUCGACCUGAGCGACAUGGGCGACGGCGUCGAGCUGCAGGACAAGCUCGGGCCGUCCCAGGUCGACUUCCUGCUGUGUCCCACGGCGCCGACGUUUGCGCCGCGGAUCGACGAGGUCCGCCGCCAGACGCCCGUGCAGGUGUACAUGAACGAUGUCUUCACCGUCCCCGCGAGCCUGGCCGGUCUGCCGGCCGUCAGCAUCCCAAAAAAGGUCGAGUCGCACGAUGCAGAGGCAGACGAGAGCCGCAAGGUGGCAGGGCUUCAGCUGAUCGGCCAGUACUGGGACGACAGGCGACUGCUCGGCGUGGCCAAGGAUCUCCUACGUCGUUUCUCCGCAUGA
This is a messenger RNA of Colletotrichum higginsianum IMI 349063, 1467 nucleotides long. Its product is annotated as Glutamyl-tRNA(Gln) amidotransferase subunit A, mitochondrial. Gene Ontology annotation, molecular function: glutaminyl-tRNA synthase (glutamine-hydrolyzing) activity. The transcript is spliced from 2 exons. Gene Ontology annotation, biological process: mitochondrial translation; glutaminyl-tRNAGln biosynthesis via transamidation. Lineage: Eukaryota; Fungi; Ascomycota; Sordariomycetes; Glomerellales; Glomerellaceae. The record is from RefSeq and is a predicted model, not a curated record. Gene Ontology annotation, cellular component: glutamyl-tRNA(Gln) amidotransferase complex; mitochondrion. The coding region runs from base 1 to 1467 and encodes 488 amino acids.